CAAUUGAAAACACAGCCAUGCCACGAGGUACGACCUAUGUUGACAAUGCUUAUAACAGAAGCGUUGGACGCGUUGGUGCCGCCAUGGGAUCUGCGCCAGUAUCCAGGUCAUCUGGUGGUGGUGGUGGUGGUGGUGGUGGAGCGUCAAGUUCCUCUAGCAGCCACAGUACCUACGUAGACAACUCCUACAACCGAAGCGUUGGUCGAGUUGGUGCUGGUGGUGGUGGUGGAGCGUCAAGUUCCUCUAGCAGCCACAGUACCUACGUAGACAACUCCUACAACCGAAAUUUAACUCAGGUUCCAAUUGAAAACACAGCCAUGCCACGAGGUACGACCUAUGUUGACAAUGCUUAUAACAGAAGCGUUGGACGCGCUGGUGCCGCCAUGGGAUCUGCGCCAGUAUCCAGGUCAUCUGGUGGUGGUGGUGGUGGUGGUGGUGGAGCGUCAAGUUCCUCUAGCAGCCACAGUACCUACGUAGACAACUCCUACAACCGAAGCGUUGGUCGAGUUGGUGCUCCAAUGGGCUCAAUGCCCGUGUCUCGAUCUUCUGGUGGUGCUUCGAGCGUUCCGAGCCAAGGAACCUACGUCGACAACGCCUACAACCGAAGCCAUGGUCGAGUUGGUGCUCCAAUGGGCUCAAUGCCCGUGUCUCGAUCUUCUGGUGGUGCUUCGAGCGUUCCGAGCCAAGGAACCUACGUCGACAACGCCUACAACCGAAGCCAUGGUCGAGUUGGUGCUCCAAAGGGCUCAAUGCCCGUGUCUCGAUCUUCAGGUGCUUCAAGUGUUGGCGCCGCCUUGGGGUCAAUGUCUAUAUCUGAGAAAGGUCAAGGGUCAACAGCAUCCAGUUGUACGUCGGAGGUAACGAAGUUGUCCGUGGAUAACGCCCUCAACAGGAAACUUGAUCGUGUUGGAAAGCCUCGUUGGUCCGAACCGCAUCACCGACAAAAGCCAACUGGAGACCGCGUCUUUAAGGACAACGCCGCGAAUCGAAAGCUUGUCAGAGUCGGCAAAAAGAUCCCAAAGAGAAACUCCCGCGGAAAGGAGAAGAGUACUGGUCAGCCAGCGUCCAAGGAGAAGAGUACUGGUCUGCCAGCAGAUUACAUGAAAUAUUUACUCUCCGUACUCCUUCUCGAUGAUGAACCAGACGGUUAUGAUUUUGGACCGUGGGUCUCGGACCGAGAGAAAGAAUACAUGACGGAGACAGUUUUCAAUAAUAUCACGCGUCAGGAAGAGGAAGCAAAAUGGCAGGAGUCAAACCAAGGCAAACGAGCUCAAACCGAUGUCAGAGUCUUCAAAUAUGAUGACCAAGUUAUACCCUUCGAAGAGAUUAAUCUGGGAAAGAAGAUCGGACAAGGAGGCUUUGGAGACGUCCACUUUGCCAAGUGGGAUGGUAGUGUAGUUGCUGUCAAGAAGCUCCGUGUGCAACGCGUGUCUCAAAAACGUCUGAGACAGUUCCAGGACGAGGUUAAAGUCCUCUGUAAGUUAGAUCAUCCCCACAUUGUGAAGUUUCUGGGUGCUUGUAUUGUCACACCAAACCUGGCUAUUGUGAUUGAGUAUAUGCAGAAGAAUCUCUAUGACGCACUCCAUGUUGAAGAUGUUGACUACUCCGAUGCUGAGCAGUACCAGAUAAUCACAGGCAUGUCAGAUGGUUUGGAUUAUCUGCAUCAGAAAGAAGUGGCACAUUGUGACAUCAAGUCCACCAAUAUACUGCUCGAUAUCCCUGAAGAUGGUGUGGUUGCAAAGAUCUCCGACUUUGGUCUCAGCAUGAUGAAGAAUGAAGCAGAGACAUCGCAGUCUGUUGCGAAGGUUGUUCAGGGCGUUGGCACACCGAAAUACUCCGCUCCUGAGGUCUUGGCCGGGGAUGAGUUAGACCUAGUCGCCAUGUGUAAGGCCGAUGUCUACUCCAUGGCUGUGGUGGCUUGGGAAGUUAUCUGUCAUGAGGAGCCUUUCUUUGGGUUGAUUAAACACCAGCUUGAGCGUCGUGUGAUGGGUGUUGAAGGCCAAGUGGAGUGGAAGAUUCCAAGUGACAUCAAUAUUUCAGGAGGUUUACUGAGUCUGCUCAAUGAGUGCUGGAACAGAAAUGCCAACAAGCGACCAUCAGCAGGAGAUUUCAAGAAACGUGUAGGCAAGUGUGGAGGAAUCAAAUAAAGUGAUGGUAAAGGUUAAUUAAUUCACUUGAUGACAACGCUGAUAACGGUAGAUUGGAGGUUUAGUUGGCAGCAUGGUGGUUGGUACUAUUUCCUUAAAGGGACACACCGGCUUGGCAGCAUGGUGGUUGGUACUAUUUCCUUAUUAAGGGACACACCGCCUCACCAUUUACAUCGUUUAGUGUAUGGUGUAUAAUCUUAGCUAAAAUGUGUGGAGAUGGUUGUUGUAAAACAAUGAGUAGCCCAAAAUGGCCCAACGAAGCCGGUGUGUGCCUUAAAUCACUUAAUAAACAAACGGUGCCUGCCCCUAGAUAUUGUCAAGAACCUACUUACAUAUAAACGUCCAUGUACGUUAUAAAGCGUCUACUCGUUUACAAACCCCAGCACAAAACGGUUUUUGUUUUCACACGAUCGUCAAAUCCAUCCACGUUUAGUGAGAUGGCAGCGGGUACCAGCUGGAUCUCUGGCCGCUGUUUUCGCGAAUGGACACCAACCCGGAGAACUAUGAGGAAAGAUUCAUGUAUUAUUCAUUUCUGAGAUAUAAAUGCUUUUAUUGAACGCUAAAUUAAGGGAGGCAUUUUAGACGAAAUAAUUUCGCACGUUGCUUUAAUACUAUCAUUACCAUCUUUAGAACUUAGAAACCUUCGGAUAGAACUUUUACAUUUCACCAAAGUAUGACCCCACCUUUAAUUUGUUUGAUAAUGAUGUAAUUAAGUUGUAUCUGUAAAUAUAAUUGAGUCACCUAAUACGAGCUUCAAGAACUCCAACCCUGCAAAACCUAAUUUCACAGAGCUGCUUUUCAACAAAACACUUAAUCAUAAUACUCAGGCACGGCAUAAUAUCCCUACCUUGAUAGCACCCCGUUUAUACCCCGUCACACAGCACUACGACCUUACGAAGAUUUUGCCAAUCACCACGACCUCAAAUAAUUAUCAAGUCGGGGUAUGAUUGCCGUCAAAAUCCAGCAAUUUGGCAAAUUGAAGACUCGAUCCCCGCCCAACUUUACUGCUACGAUUACUGACGAUUACACCAAGACCCAUGCCGACAUGCAACUGUACUCUGAUGAACACAAUAAGCAUGUUUCUUGUGUUUGUAGCAGCCCCAUGAAAUUGGUAAAGUAGGCAUAAAGUAUUGUCUUAAUAAUAACUUGUUUGUUGGUUGGGGUGUUUGGGUGUUUGUUUUGUUGUCAUUUGUAUAUAACAAAAGUUAAUAAUGGAUUUAUGAAAAGACACCAAAAUCAAGGGGGAAAACUGAAAUACAAUUUCGGGUUAGGCCCAGUUUCAUACAGCUGCCUGAAGGCACUUAAUGGACACCUUUGGGAAUUGUCAAAGUCCAGUCUUCUCACUUGGUGUAUCUCAACAUCAAACUUAUUUCCAACCAU
This is a messenger RNA of Asterias rubens (European starfish), 3527 nucleotides long. Its product is annotated as serine/threonine-protein kinase A-Raf-like. The coding region runs from base 18 to 2147 and encodes 709 amino acids. The record is from RefSeq and is a predicted model, not a curated record. The transcript has 3 exons. NCBI's taxonomy places the organism in Eukaryota, Metazoa, Echinodermata, Asteroidea, Forcipulatida, Asteriidae. Gene Ontology annotation, molecular function: protein kinase activity; ATP binding. Gene Ontology annotation, biological process: protein phosphorylation.